Messenger RNA from Zerene cesonia (dogface butterfly), 3475 nucleotides. RefSeq names its product serine/threonine-protein phosphatase 2A 56 kDa regulatory subunit epsilon isoform (gene wdb). Gene Ontology annotation, biological process: protein dephosphorylation; signal transduction. Gene Ontology annotation, cellular component: nucleus; cytosol; protein phosphatase type 2A complex. NCBI's taxonomy places the organism in Eukaryota, Metazoa, Arthropoda, Insecta, Lepidoptera, Pieridae. Bases 770 to 2164 code for a protein of 464 amino acids. The transcript is spliced from 8 exons. The record is from RefSeq and is a predicted model, not a curated record. Gene Ontology annotation, molecular function: protein phosphatase activator activity.
ACUUUUGAGUGCUGGCGUUUUCGCAGCAAAACCAGUGAUGUUAAUCUUAUAACUAGAUAGCUUUUUGUAAAUUCAUCGUUUUUCGUUGCGCAAAAAGUCUAAAAAAUCAUAUUUAUCUUUGUUGAAGUGAAAUUAUCGAAAUAUAUUUGUGAUUUCCAUUAAAAUGCAUCUUGUUUCACUGUCUAAGUCGAAUCGGAUGGUGAGCGAUGGCGAGAAUACGGUGAUAGAUUUUUGGUGUUAAAAAUUGCUCUGUGUCAUUGCCAUAUAAGUUUUCCAAUAUUUAAGAGCAAAAAUAAUUCUUUUUUUCGACGUUAUCCGUGUUUUAAUUAUUUAAUCUUUGGCCAAAUUGACGAUUAUUGUGUGGAAAUUAAGUUGUCAUCGACUGACCGGCUGAUAUUACACGAGGCUUGUAUGUAUAUGUGACUUCUACCUUUUGCUAUUUGUGACACGCCUCAGAAAAUAAAUCCGAUUUUGUGAAUGAACUCGUUUUGUUUUGUUUUUGUGGUAAUAUAGUGAUAAAGAUAAUUUUAAAUUACGUAACUGUUGUGGAAUCAUAAAAGUGUAUAAAGGAUGGCCUGAGUGUGACCACUCCAUUACCGUCAUGAGUGACGAAGGAAUGUUUGUUUAGGCUUUAAUAUUUUGCUUCGACUUAACGAGUAGUACUCGUUCAUCUCGUUACAUUGGCUGGAUCAUGAAUCUAUCAUUUAAACAAGAUUUAAAUUGAUCAUUCUCGGCUUAUCGUCAUUACGGACUCUUUUAUAUUAGAAAAAUGUCUUCGGGAGCAUUUGUUGAUAGAAUUGACCCUUUCGCUAAGCGGUCUUUAAAGAAAAAGACCAAGAAAUCUCAAGGGUCUUCACGGUAUCGUAAUACGCAAGAUGUGGAGUUGCAGGCAUUGCCAUUCUUUAAAGAUGUUCCAAGUAGUGAACAAGAAGAACUAUUUAUCCGCAAGUUGCGUCAGUGUUGUGUUGCAUUUGACUUUAUGGACCCUGUAGCAGACUUGAAGGGGAAAGAGAUCAAGCGUGGUACAUUGAAUGAGCUUCUUGAGUAUAUAAAUGCUGGCCGCGGGGUGCUGACCGAACCAGUGUACCCAGAAAUUAUUAAAAUGAUAUCGGCGAACUUGUUCCGUACUCUACCACCAAGUGAUAAUCCUGACUUCGAUCCAGAGGAAGACGAUCCUACUCUGGAGGCUUCUUGGCCCCACCUUCAACUAGUCUACGAGUUCUUUUUGCGCUUCCUUGAAUCUACUGACUUUCAACCAACUAUUGGAAAGAAGGUCAUUGACCAGAAAUUUGUGUUGCAGCUAUUAGAUUUGUUCGACUCCGAAGACCCGCGUGAGCGUGAUUUUUUGAAAACUGUUCUCCACCGUAUCUACGGGAAGUUCUUGGGUCUGCGAGCUUUUAUACGAAAACAAAUCAACAAUAUAUUCCUGAGAUUCGUCUACGAAACGGAGCAUUUCAAUGGUGUGGGUGAACUUCUAGAAAUAUUGGGAAGCAUAAUAAACGGGUUCGCUCUGCCGCUGAAGAGCGAGCACAAACAGUUCCUGGUGAAGGUGCUGCUGCCGCUGCACAAGGUGAAGUGCCUGUCGCUGUACCACGCGCAGCUCGCGUACUGCGUGGUGCAGUUCAUCGAGAAGGACGCCACGCUCACGGAGCCGGUCGUGCGCGGCCUGCUCAAGUUCUGGCCGAAGACUUGUUCGCAGAAGGAGGUGAUGUUCCUGGGUGAGAUUGAAGAGAUUUUGGAUGUUAUCGAGCCAGCACAAUUCGUCAAAAUUCAAGAGCCGCUGUUUAGACAGAUAGCCAAAUGUGUGUCCAGUCCUCACUUUCAGGUUGCCGAAAGAGCAUUAUAUUUUUGGAACGACGAAUAUAUAUUGUCAUUGAUUGAAGAGAACAAUCAAGUUAUAAUGCCAAUAAUGUUCCCUGCGCUGUAUCGGAUGAGCAAGGAACAUUGGAACCCAACAAUAAUUACGUUUAUUUACAACGUGUUAAAAACGUUUAUGGAAAUGAAUUCCAAGCUUUUUGAUGAGCUCACUACUAACUACAAAGCGGAAAGGCAAAAAGAGAAGAAGCGCGAGAAGGAGCGCGACGAGCUGUGGAAGCGGCUGGGCGAGAUGGAGAUCAGCCACAAGCAGCAGCAGGCGGCCGUGGGCGCCGCGGUCGCCAAGUGAUGCCGACCCUCCCUCUGCUAGAUAAUGCGAUCACUUUUAUUUUCUCUUUAUAUUUUCUAUUCGAUUACGUUUUCGUUAAUGACCUUAUUAAUUUUUAUACCUCUAAGAACGGUCCGUUCGGGCGGAGCCGCCCCGCCGGUCGGGCGCCGGCGCACAGCGCGGCCCGCCGCCGGCCCGCUUCCGGCCCGCUUCCGGCCCGCUUCCGGCACGCUUCCGGCUCGCUCGGCUCCGCUCUCGUCGUCGUACUAGUAUUUUGUAUUCGUUCACGUAGGUCUCUAGAUUACUUUAGGAUUUUUAAUAUUGUUAAAUUGUUUAAAUAAGUUAAAAGUUGUAUGUAUUAUUGAUGCAUGAUCGAUUGUAUUGCAUUUCGGAUCGUCGAUUAUAAUUGUAUUAAUCGGGCACCCAGCUUUCGGCUGAAUAUGAUUGUACAAAAAUUAAAAAAAUAAAAAAUAGGAAAAAAUUCGAACACGUAAUUCGUAUAGUUGACGAGUUCCGGUGUGGGCGAGCCGACCGCUUGUGGAGAUGUGCGAAUAGAGCGUAGGGGCCGCGCCAUUAUUAAGGAAAUUAAAUUAUAUUAUUAAGGCUUGAUUAGAUUCGGAUCGUCCGUACCGGGACUCGGCCGUAGAUUGUUCUAUGAAUUUUUUGUUUUAUUAGAUGCUGAAUUCAAAAAUGUAAUUUUGUCGUACUAUCAUUUUGUAUAGAUACAUAGUGUAAAUAGGCAUUUAUUUAUUAUAAAUUUAUAGCAGUGUGAUUUUAUACAUAGCUGCGGGAGUGGGCCACGAUACACCGGUCGAUCGGAUCGGAGCGAACCGGAGACUAUUCAUGUAUCAUGCAUACAGCUCGGUAUCAACUAAAAAGUUAAUUUGAUCAUAUUGGAUUAGAACAAUGCUAUAGUAGAUAUAAUAAUUUGUAAGGGAAUAGUCAUUAAUUUGUAUGAUAUUGCUGUAGCCAUUAAUUUUUCUAUCGUCACUCGUAGAGCGCAUCGGCGCCUCUGUAUAUACGGUACGCGCCUAGCAGCCUAGCGAGCAACUGCGUAUGUAUGUAUGUAUGUACACUAUGGAGAUGUUUGUUAUGUAAAAUGUAUUAACAUUGCAAAAAUUAUAUGAUCUUAUAUAUAAAUUACUAUUAUAGUACACAGUAUGGAAAUAAAAAAGUUGACUCACAUAAAUUGAAUUCUUUAAGCAUGUAUGUGUAAUGGUAGACGCCACGCUUAUUCGCCUUCGUCCCGCCCCGACUGUAACUUCCACAAAGACUAACGUUUCUUAUAAUGUUUGUUUCGGUACGCGAAAUACACAAGAAAUUUUCACAUUA